AUGAAACGUAUCAGAAGCAUUUAUAUAUUUUGUAGUAUUGCUAUAUCAGUGCAGGGCUGGGCUUCGAAGCUGCCAGAAGAAAGGGAGUUGACAACCAAUUGCUCCAACAUGUCCCUAAGAAAAAUUCCUGCAGACUUGACCCCAACCACAACCACACUGGAUUUAUCCUACAACCUCCUUUCUCAACUCCAGAGUUCAGAUUUUCGUUCUGUCUCUAAACUGAAGGUUUUGAUUCUCUGCCAUAACAGAAUUCAAGAGCUGAAUAUCAAGAUCUUUGAAUUUAACAGAGAGUUAAGAUAUUUAGAUUUGUCUUACAACAGAUUGAAGAUUGUAACUUGGUAUUCACUGGCAGGUCUCAGGCAUUUGGAUCUUUCUUUCAAUGACUUUGACACCGUGCCUAUCUGUGAGGAGACUGGCAACAUGUCACAUUUGGAAAUCCUAGGUUUGAGUGGGGCAAAAAUACAAAAAUCAAAUUUCCAGAAAAUUGCUCAUUUGCAUCUAAAAACUGUCUUCUUAGGAUUGAGAAGUCUUUCUCACUAUGAAGAAGGUAGCCUGCCCAUCUUAAACACAACAAAACUUCACAUUGUUUUACCAAUGAACACAAAUUUCUGGGUUCUUUUGCAUGAUGGAAUCAAGACUUCAAAAAUACUAGAAAUGACAAAUAUAGAUGGCAAAAGCCAAUUUGCAAGUUAUGGAACUCAAAAAAAUCUUACUUUAGAGAAUUCCAAGACAUCUAUUUUAUUACUUAAUAAAGUUGAUUUACUCUGGGAUGACCUUCUCCUCAUCUUCCAAUUUGUUUGGCAUACGUCAGUAGAAUGCUUCCAAAUCCAACAUCUGACUUUUGGAGGCAAGGUUUAUCUCGACCACUAUUCAUUUGAUUACUCAAACACUGUAAUGAGAACUAUAAAAUUAGAGCAUGUACAGUUCAGAAUUUUUUAUAUUCCACAGGAGAGAGUCUACUUGCUCUUUACCAAAAUGGAUAUAGAAAACCUGACUAUAUCAGAUGCACAAAUGCCAUAUAUGCUGUUUCCUAUAUAUCCUACAAGAUUCCAAUAUUUAAAUUUCGCUAAUAAUAUCUUAACGGAUGACCUGUUCAAGCAACCUAUCCAAUUACCUCAUUUGAAAACUCUCAUUUUGAAGGGCAAUAAAUUGGAGACGUUUUCUUUAGUGAGUUUCUUUGCCAACAACACAUCCUUGAAGCACUUAGAUCUGAGCCAGAAUCUGUUACAACAUGAAAAUGGUGAAAAUUGCUUUUGGCCAGAAACCUUGAUCACUAUGAACCUGUCAUCCAACAAAUUUGCUGAUUCUGUUUUCAGGUGCUUGCCCAGAAAUAUUCAAAUACUUGACUUGAAUAAUAACAAAAUUCAAACUGUCCCUAAAGACAUUAUUCAUCUGAAGUCUUUGCAAGAGUUAAAUCUUGCAUUUAAUUUUCUAACUGAUCUUCCAGGAUGCAGUCAUUUCAGAAAACUUUCAAUUCUGAACAUUGAAAUGAACUUAAUUCUCAGCCCAUCUCUGGAUUUUUUUCAGAGCUGUCAGGAAGUUAAGAUUCUGAAUGCAGGAAGAAAUCCAUUCCGGUGUACUUGUGAAUUAAGAGAUUUCAUUCAGCUUGAAGAAUAUUCAGAGGGCAUGAUGAUUGGAUGGUUAGAUUCAUAUAUCUGUGAAUAUCCUUUGACUCUAAAGGGGACUCUGCUAAAGGACGUUCAUCUUCCUGAGUUAUCGUGUAACACAACUCUGUUGAUUGUCACCAUUGUGGUUAUUAUGCUAGUUCUGGGGAUGGCUGUGGCCUUCUGCUGCUUCUACUUUGAUCUGCCCUGGUAUCUCAGGAUGCUAGGUCAAUGGACAUUGCAGAGGAUUAGAAAAACAACCCAAGAACAGCUCAAGAGAAAUGUCCAGUUCCAUGUGUUUAUUGCAUACAGUGAACAUGAUUCUACCUGGGUGAAGCACGAAUUAAUCCCCAAUCUAGAGAAGAAAGAGAAAUUGAUUUGCCUUCAUGAGGGAAACUUUGACCCUGGCAAGAGCAUUAUUGAAAAUAUCAUGAACUGCAUUGAGAAAAGCUAUAAGUCCAUCUUUGUUUUGUCUCCCAACUUUGUCCAGAGUGAGUGGUGCCAUUAUGAACUUUACUUCGCCCACCACAGUCUCUUCCAUGAAAAUUCUGAUUACAUAAUUUUUAUCUUACUGGAACCCAUUCCACUCUACUGCAUUCCUACCAAGUAUCCUAAGCUGAAAGCUCUUAUGGAAAAGAAAGCAUACUUGGAAUGGCCCAAGGAUAGGCGUAUAUGUGGACUUUUUUGGGCAAAUCUUCGAGCUGCUAUUAAUGCUAACUUAUUAGAAACCAGAGAGAUGUAUGAACUACAGACAUUUGUGGGGCUGAAUGAAGAGUCUCAAGGUUCUGCAAUCUCUCUGAUAAGAACUGACUGCCUAUAA
Canis lupus familiaris (dog) is the source of this 2424-nucleotide messenger RNA. RefSeq names its product toll like receptor 10 (gene TLR10). Lineage: Eukaryota; Metazoa; Chordata; Mammalia; Carnivora; Canidae. Gene Ontology annotation, molecular function: lipopeptide binding; Toll-like receptor 2 binding; transmembrane signaling receptor activity. The coding region runs from base 1 to 2424 and encodes 807 amino acids. The transcript has a single exon. Gene Ontology annotation, biological process: toll-like receptor signaling pathway; inflammatory response; cellular response to bacterial lipopeptide. The record is from RefSeq and is marked validated. Gene Ontology annotation, cellular component: membrane.